AUGGCGGCUGCUGAGGUCACUUUGUCUUCGGGGGAUCUCAUGACGGUGAAGGAGGAGGAAGGGGAGUCCAGUGGCAACAACCAUAAGACUCAAGUCCUCCUGCACCUGCAGCCCAUCCUGCACGGGAUAAAGGAUGACAUUGCUGACACUGGCACUACGGUCUUGGCCAUAGAGACACAUGAUGAAGACAGUAAAGCAGAAGGAGAGGAGAUUGAGUAUGGCUACCCCAUCACCUGUGGAGACAGCAGAGCAGUUCUACUAUUUAAGAAGUUUGUGUGCCCUGGAAUCAACGUCAGAUGUGUCAAAUUCAAUGACCAGCUCAUCAGUCCCAAGCAGUUUGUACAUCUGGCAGGGAAAGCCACUCUGAAGGACUGGAAAAGGGCCAUCAGACUGGGAGGUGUUAUGCUAAGGAAAAUGAUGGACUCCGGCCAGAUAGAUUUCUACCAGCAUGACACUGUGUGCAGCAACACCUGCCGCAGCACUAAAUUUGAUGUGCUGAUCAACAGCACGCGGCUUCCUCCGGGGACCUCAGUGCAGCCAAGCCCGUCAUGUCUGGCUCUUGACCUUGUUGGAGGACAGGUGCCUCCCCUGACAGGAGAGGCUGCGCAUGAUGCAGCAGAGGUAGAGGAGCCUUUGGAGGAGAAGUUCAGUGCAACAGCAGAGUGGAGCAGCUUUCCAGCCCGGGAUGGAAAUCCCAAAACAGCCAACGGACAUGGUGGCAAGAGAAAGAGGGGUGACACACCUGAUGGAGUACUGAGCCUGUGGAAGGGUGUGGCAGACUCUGGGCUAAUGGGGGAGGUCCUGUCCAGUCUCCAGACUGAAUUAUUAGCCACUCUUAAAGGAGUGGAGGUGCGCAGUGAGAAGUCCAACCUGCAGGAGACUGAUGCCGUCAUACUUAAUUCCCUGUGUAAGAUGUUUGGCCUUUUAGACUCAGUGAAACAAGCUCUGGACCAGAAGCGCAGCCAGGAUGAAGGGAACAAAAUCCAUAACAAUGUUUAUGUGUUGGAUGAGAUUUUGGAGGAGCGGAGGAGGCAGUGUUGUGAUGAAAGCACCUCCUACAAGGCUCUGUCCUUGAAACAGCUACGACCUCACCGUCACAACCCGUCAAACAUUGAAACCCACAACUUGUUGUCUCCUGUCAAAACAAGCCCCAUGAUCCAGCCUCUCUCUGCUACUGGUUUAUCUGCUGCAUCUUACGCUCAGCUCCCCAUCAACCCUCGGCUCUUCACCCAUUUCUCUGCCCCCACGGCCCAGCGUCACCACAUCAGAGCUGGCAGGGCGGACAGAGUCGGCCAUGAUGCCAGGCUGCAGAGGGAACAUGAGCGCAGUGAGACGGGGAACCUGGGGAAGCUUUGCAGGCUGUUACAGGAAGGUGAGGACACUUUAGACAUCCACAAAGAGCCUGGACAGAGGAAUGUUAAGUAUCAAGAAGACCAUCACCUUAGAAGUGAGGAGGUAGAGGAGACAGCCGGCUUGCGUGUUAUUGACAAGGUGGUUAUAGGAAGAAAGACAUCAAAGAAACAUAAAAGUAAGUGA
Messenger RNA from Anoplopoma fimbria (sablefish), 1536 nucleotides. RefSeq names its product glucocorticoid modulatory element-binding protein 1-like. Lineage: Eukaryota; Metazoa; Chordata; Actinopteri; Perciformes; Anoplopomatidae. The record is from RefSeq and is a predicted model, not a curated record. The coding region runs from base 1 to 1536 and encodes 511 amino acids. Gene Ontology annotation, biological process: positive regulation of transcription by RNA polymerase II. Gene Ontology annotation, molecular function: DNA-binding transcription activator activity, RNA polymerase II-specific; RNA polymerase II cis-regulatory region sequence-specific DNA binding. The transcript has 9 exons. Gene Ontology annotation, cellular component: nucleus.